Messenger RNA from Arachis duranensis, 2131 nucleotides. RefSeq lists its product as uncharacterized. The record is from RefSeq and is a predicted model, not a curated record. Lineage: Eukaryota; Viridiplantae; Streptophyta; Magnoliopsida; Fabales; Fabaceae. Gene Ontology annotation, biological process: protein transport.
ACGAGAUAUAAAGUAUAAACAAGAAACGAAUUAAAAAAAAAUCAGAAAAACAUAAGAGUUGGGUUUCACUUUCACAAAUCCUUAUUGAGUUCAGAUUUCAGAAUCCUUACUUGUUAAGGAAAGGGAUUUUCGCAAUUUUCCUCUCGUUUUUUCUUCGGAUCCAUUUCUGAUCGAAACAAAGAACCGCACCAUGUCGAUGCUCGAUUCGUUCUUCAAACAGGGUUUUAAGGCUGCUAAAUGUAAAACCCUGCUGAAGCUGACAAUUCCACGCAUAAAGCUUCUAAGGAACAGAAGAGAUAUCCAGUUAAAGAAUAUGCGGCGGGAGAUUGCCAAGCUACUUGAGACUGGUCAAGAAGCCACAGCUCGCAUCAGGGUGGAGCAUAUUAUCAGAGAGGAGAACAUGAUGGCUGCCCAGGAAAUCAUUGAACUGUUCUGUGAACUGAUUGCUGUGCGACUUCCAAUAAUCGAGGCACAAAGGCUGCCAAAUAUGGGAAGGAAUUUUUAUCUUCUGCUACUGAGCUCAGGCCGGACUGUGGUGUUAAUCGCCAGUUAAUAGAGCUGCUGUCGGUUCGUGCUCCGUCACCUGAAAAGAAACUGAACCUUCUAAAAGAAAUUGCUGUUGAGCAUGAGAUAGAAUGGGAUCCGGCUGCUUCAGAAACCGAGUUCUUUAAGAAACACGAGGACUUGCUGAAUGGCCCCACACAAUUUGUUGGGUCAAACGUGCCACCACCUGAAGAAAAACAGGAUGAAGAGUCAGACACUGCUCGUGAUACAUUCAAUAAAGAACAACCUGAUUCUGAUUCCGAUUCGGACAUAUUAGACUUCCCUGAUGUGCCUAAGGUAUCGGUCCAGCCAAAUGCAAAUGUUGCCACAGCUCCAGGAGUUGUUCCACCUCCUGAAGUUGAUCUUCGUUCAUCUAGCUACUCUGGAGAUAUCCCAGAUAUAAGGCAUGAGCAAGUUCAUGAGAUAUCAACUAUUCAGAGAGAUGAACCCCAGAAUACAUCUGGUAAAAUGGAAAGCAAGCAGUUUGUGCCAUUCAUCUCCCCUCCUUCACUACCGCCUGGAUCAUAUUCUACCAGACAUAGUGAUUCUCCUCCCCCCAUGUCGAACACAAAAACUGAAGCCAAUGUGGACUCCUUGUCAAGCUCAAAAUCUGAAGCCAAUGUGGACCUACAGGAUGUGUUGGCUGCUGCUCAUGCUGCCGCAGAAACUGCUGAACGUGCUGCAGCUGCAGCUCGCUCAGCAGCUAGUCUUGCUCAAGUCCGGAUUAGUGAGCUUACCAGGAAAAACAGUGAACAGUCACCUGAUAGCAGCUCUGUGAACCCAUUUUAUGCAGGUGGGGACAAUCAAUCUGUUACAGAAAGGGGACAUCUAGCUAAGCAUAAUUCUGGAGGUACCUCUGAUGGCAGUGGCGGAAAUACUCCUGAACUUAAUCAGGAUCACUUUGCUUCACCAGACUCUCAUUCUCGUUCACCAAGUUUUCCUUCAUUCGAUACACUCAAAGCAGAUUUUGAUACUUCUUUACCAAAAAAUGAUAUAGUGGGAGAGAAAUUCUCUGCUCACCAGCCUAAUAGAUUGCCUUCAUUAGAUGAUGAUCCAUAUUUUUCAUACCCCAACUUAUUUUCCCGGCAAAGCUCAAAUAUAGGAUCACAGAAUCAUCAUUCAGAUAAUAGCCGUUCCACUCAUGAUAUGUGACAGGGAAUGAGGGAAUUGUCAUUCAACCACUCAUUUGACUCUGGAAGUCUUGCUCCCGAGUGUUGUUUACAUUUUAUGCCAGAUGUAAAGUCUACAUUAUUUUUGUUUUAAUUUUGAAGAGUACGGAAGUCCCUACUUUGUUGUCUACACUGAACAAACCAUGGCUAGAUUUGCAUGAUGAUGGGAACACUGCAAGUAUAUAAUUGCCUUGGUUCAGAAGCCUUGAAUUCUCUGUUGCUGGAUACUCCCAAUGGAUAUAAAUUUGCUGUAGUGUUAAAAAUAAAAGCUUUCAGCAUCAAUGCAUCAUGUAGAUAUGAGAUUGCCCAAUGUUAGGUUACGCCUUACCGGAUACUGCUAGACAUGUCUUGCUUUCAAAACUUGGUUUGUAAUUACUGUAAUAUUGGUUCAGUUUUAUAGUGUGAAAUAUUUCACUCUA